This is a messenger RNA of Sinocyclocheilus anshuiensis, 3006 nucleotides long. RefSeq names its product glutamate receptor 3. Bases 250 to 2910 code for a protein of 886 amino acids. Gene Ontology annotation, biological process: monoatomic ion transport. The record is from RefSeq and is a predicted model, not a curated record. Gene Ontology annotation, cellular component: membrane. Gene Ontology annotation, molecular function: ligand-gated monoatomic ion channel activity; signaling receptor activity. Lineage: Eukaryota; Metazoa; Chordata; Actinopteri; Cypriniformes; Cyprinidae. The transcript has 16 exons.
CGGGUGCUGUUGUAAUUUCACGUCACAUGAAGUUUGAUCAGCGGUCCGAUUGGAUGAUCCGCAGCUCUGACCUGAAUUGAGAAGCUCUUGCGCUUGUUUGCUCGUACGCGGUGUUUGUCCUGUAGCCUGAAUGCACCUCUCCGGCAUCGCGUGAGGGAGUCGGUGCACAUCUGGCGGUUUUUGUUGUCGCCCUCUCGCCCGGACUGGAUGUUGCGCGUGAGCUGAAGAAUUCUAGAGGUCGGAGACAAAAUGCGGCGCCGAGCGCACGCGAGCGUCCUGCUCCUGCCGUGGCUGGUGCUGCAAACCCAGGCAGGCUUUCCAAACCAAAUCAAUAUCGGUGGUCUCUUUAUGCGCUCCACGGUCCAGGAACACAGCGCGUUCCGCUUCGCCGUUCAGCUAUACAACACCAAUCAGAACAUCACCGAGAAACCCUUUCAUCUGAAUUAUAACGUGGACAAUCUGGAGUCAUCCAAUAGCUUUUCAGUCACGCACGCGUUCUGUUCUCAGUUCUCCAGGGGUGUAUAUGCAAUAUUUGGAUUCUACGACAGGAGGUCAAUGAACACAUUAACGUCAUUCUGCGGUGCUCUGCACACCUCCUUCAUCACUCCAUCUUUUCCCACGGACACAGAUGUGCAGUUUGUCCUGCAGAUGAGGCCAAGCCUCCGGGGGGCACUGCUCAGUUUGCUAGCCCAUUACAAAUGGGAGAAAUUUGUCUACCUUUAUGAUACUGAUAGAGGGUUUUCCAUCCUACAGGCCAUCAUGGAAUCUGCAGUGAUGAAUAAUUGGCAGGUGACAGCACGUUCGGUGGGGAACAUAGUGGAUCCACUGGAAUACCGGCGCAUUAUUGAAGAAAUGGAUCGUCGGCAGGAGAAACGUUUCCUUAUCGACUGUGAGGUGGAACGUAUUAACAGUAUUCUAGAGCAGGUCGUGAUCUCAGGAAAGAACAGUCGAGGAUAUCAUUACAUCCUGGCUAAUCUUGGAUUCUCUAACAUGAGUUUGGAUAAGGUGUUUUCUGGCGGAGCAAAUAUUACCGGAUUCCAAAUCAUAAAUCCUGAUAGCCCGAUCGUGCAGCAGUUCCUUCAGCGCUGGGAGCGGCUCGAUGAGAGAGAGUUCCCUGAGUCUAGAAACACCCCCCUGAAGUACACCUCUGCACUGACACAUGAUGCCAUCCUGGUGAUAGCUGAAGCAUUUCGGUAUUUGAGACUUCAGCGUGUUGAUAUUUCUCGUCGAGGGAGUGCAGGCGAUUGCCUUGCCAACCCAGCUGUACCGUGGAGCCAGGGAAUCGACAUUGAGAGAGCUCUCAAAAUGGUUCAGGUUCAGGGUAUGACGGGAAAUAUUCAGUUCGACUCAUUUGGACGGCGAUUAAAUUACACCAUUGAUGUUUAUGAAAUGAAACCAGGAGGAGCCAGAAAGAUUGGCUACUGGAAUGAAUAUGAGAAAUUUGUUUAUAUAGUGGAGCAGCAGGUUACCAACGAAUCCUCCUCUGUGGAAAACAGAACCAUUGUGGUCACUACUAUUAUGGAAGCUCCAUAUGUAAUGUACAAGAGGAAUUAUAUGCAGAUGGAAGGGAAUGAUCGCUAUGAGGGCUACUGUGUAGACUUGGCAUCAGAAAUCGCAAAGCACGUGGGCAUAAGGUACAAACUGUCCAUUGUAGCUGAUGGGAAAUAUGGAGCACGCGACCCUGAGACCAAGACCUGGAACGGCAUGGUGGGGGAGUUGGUAUAUGGGAGGGCAGAUAUAGCUGUGGCUCCUCUCACUAUAACCCUUGUCCGGGAGGAGGCGAUAGAUUUCUCCAAGCCCUUCAUGAGUCUGGGCAUUUCCAUCAUGAUAAAGAAACCACAGAAGUCCAAACCAGGAGUCUUCUCCUUCCUGGAUCCGCUGGCCUAUGAAAUCUGGAUGUGUAUCGUGUUUGCAUAUAUCGGUGUGAGCGUGGUUCUCUUCCUGGUGAGUCGUUUCAGUCCAUAUGAAUGGCACCUGGAUGAGAAUGAAGAGGCGAAGGAUCAACAGACGCCACCCGACCCGCCCAACGACUUCGGCAUCUUUAACAGUCUCUGGUUCUCUCUUGGAGCUUUCAUGCAGCAAGGAUGCGAUAUCUCGCCAAGGUCUCUGUCUGGCCGUAUUGUUGGAGGUGUGUGGUGGUUCUUCACUCUGAUCAUCAUUUCAUCCUACACUGCCAAUCUGGCUGCUUUCCUGACUGUGGAAAGGAUGGUGUCACCUAUAGAGAGUGCAGAAGACCUGGCCAAGCAGACUGAGAUCGCCUACGGAACACUCGACUCCGGUUCCACCAAAGAGUUCUUCAGGCGUUCAAAGAUCGCUGUCUACGAGAAGAUGUGGUCUUACAUGAAGUCCGCCGAGCCGUCCGUGUUCGUUAAGACAACCCCUGACGGAGUGGCUCGUGUGCGCAAGUCGAAGGGGAAGUUUGCGUUCCUACUCGAGUCCACAAUGAAUGAAUACAUCGAGCAGAGAAAGCCGUGUGACACUAUGAAGGUGGGAGGGAACCUGGACUCCAAGGGCUACGGUGUGGCCACGCCCAAAGGGUCGGCAUUAAGAAGCGCUGUAAACCUGGCGGUGUUAAAGCUGAAUGAGCAGGGCCUGCUGGACAAGCUGAAAAAUAAAUGGUGGUACGACAAGGGAGAGUGCGGCAGCGGGGGAGGGGACUCGAAGGAUAAGACCAGCGCGCUGAGUCUCAGUAACGUGGCCGGCGUGUUCUAUAUCCUGGUGGGGGGUCUGGGUCUGGCCAUGACUGUGGCUCUGGUGGAGUUCUGCUAUAAAUCGCACCAGGAGACCAAACACCUCAAACUUGCCAAAAAUUCCCAGAACUUCAAACCAGCUCCUCCGUCCACCACACAGAGUUUCACCACAUACAGAGAGGGCUAUAACGUCUACGGAACAGAGAGCGUCAAAAUAUAAUGAUUGGAAGCCUGUCCCUUGCUGAUCAUGUGGUAUGUGGCAUGGGAUAGACUCUCCGUCUCUUUGAGUCGACUGCGAUUCCCUUUAGAAAGUGGA